AUGGCCUCCCCGCGCCUGGGAAUCUUCUGCUGCCCUUCGUGGGACGCAGCCACACAGCUGGUGCUGAGCUUCCAACCGCGGGUGUUCCAUGCUCUGUGCCUGGGCAGCGGCGCUCUCCGCCUGGUGCUUGGCCUCCUUCAGCUCCUACCGGGAUGCCGAUCUGUUGGUCACAGGGCGCCUGCGACAUCCCCAGCAGCCUCAGUCCACAUCCUCCGUGCUGCCACCGCCUGUGAUUUGCUUGGCUGUUUGGGAAUCGUUGUCAGGUCCACAGUGUGGGUAGCCUACCCAGAGUUCAUUGAAAACAUUUCCAAUGUGAAUGGAACAGACAUAUGGCCUGCUGCUUUCUGUGUGGGGAGUGCGAUGUGGAUCCAGCUGUUGUACAGUGCCUGCUUCUGGUGGCUCUUUUGCUAUGCUGUUGAUGCAUACUUGGUGAUCAGGAGAUCGGCCGGACAGAGCACCAUUCUGCUGUACCACAUCAUGGCCUGGGGCCUGGCUGUGCUGCUCUGUGUGGAGGGUGCAGUCAUGCUCUACUACCCUUCUGUGUCCAGGUGUGAGAGGGGCCUGGACCAUGCCAUCCCCCAUUAUGUCACCACAUACUUGCCACUUCUGCUUGUCCUCGUGGCCAACCCGAUCCUGUUUCACAAAACAGUGACUUCAGUGGCCUCUUUACUGAAAGGAAGAAAAGGUGUUUACACAGAGAAUGAGAGACUGAUGGGGGCUGUGAUCAAGACCCGUUUUUUCAAAAUAAUGCUGGUGUUAAUUGCAUGUUGGUUGUCCAAUAUCAUCAAUGAAAGUCUUUUGUUCUACCUUGAAAUGCAACCAGAUAUCCAUGGAGGCUCUCUGAAAGGCAUCCAGAAUGCAGCCAGGACCACAUGGUUUAUUAUGGGAAUACUGAAUCCAGCCCAAGGCCUUCUCUUGUCUCUGGCUUUCUAUGGCUGGACAGGAUGCAGCCUGGAUGUCCAUCCUCCCAAGAUGGUGAUUCAGUGGGAAACAAUGACUGCCUCUGCUGCCGAGGGCACAUACCAGACCCCUGUGGGUUCCUGUGUGCCCCAUCAAAACCCCAGGAAGAUGGUGUGCGUCGGGGGGCACACUUCUGAUGAGGUGCUGAGCAUUUUGUCUGAAGGUUCAGAUGCCAGUACUAUUGAAAUCCAUACUGCAACUGGGUCCCACAACAUAAAGGAAGUUGACUCCAUUUGCCAAGCCCAGGGGGACCUCUGA
Molecule: messenger RNA, 1218 nt
Organism: Apodemus sylvaticus (European woodmouse)
Lineage: Eukaryota; Metazoa; Chordata; Mammalia; Rodentia; Muridae
Gene: Gpr143
Product: G protein-coupled receptor 143
Exons: 9
Coding region: 1-1218 (405 amino acids)
Biological process (GO): G protein-coupled receptor signaling pathway; regulation of calcium-mediated signaling; melanosome organization
Cellular component (GO): plasma membrane; melanosome membrane
Molecular function (GO): dopamine binding; L-tyrosine binding; L-DOPA binding
Source: RefSeq, a predicted model, not a curated record